UUCAGUUCGGUCUCUGAUAGUAUUGUUGUGCGGAAGUGAGAGACGAGCCAGCGUGUUGGUGGACCAGAUAAUAAUUCCAAUUGACUAUGAUUUGCCCCAAUUAGUAGCAGACAAGCUGGGAAGAAACAAUAUCAACUAGUUAAUGGCUAUUGUUAACUACUAUAGUUAAUGUUAGUGUAACAUUCUCCAUUCUGUACAGGAAAAGUAGUGUUUAGCUAAUAGCUAACGUUAGCUAGCUAUUCUAAAGAUGGCCAGGUUCAUUACACCCGGUUCCAUGGGGCCGUCUCGCGGCUGGACGGUGCACCGGGGGAAGAGGGGUGCUCCAGCCUUGGACACUGAUACGGACUCACACGGGAGAUUAAAACCCACUUCCGUGUGUGUCGGUUCAUCAUGGAAACUGGUGUGAAGUUGGGCAUGCGUUCGGUGCCCGUGGCGACAGCGUGUGUGUUGUACCACCGGUUCUUCCAGUGUGUGAGUGUGACGGUGUAUGAGCCCUACCUGGUGGCUAUGAGCUGCAUCUACCUAGCAGGCAAGGUGGAGGAGCAGCACCUUCGCACCCGUGACAUCAUCAACGUGUGUCACAGGUAUUUCCACAGUAGUAGUGAACCUCUGAACUGUGACGGUGAGUUCUGGGACCUCAGGGACAGUGUGGUGCAGUGUGAACUCCUGGUCCUCAGACAACUCAACUUCCACGUCUCCUUCCAGCACCCACACAAGUAUCUCCUCCACUACCUCCUGUCGGUGAAGUCGUUAGUGAAUCGUCACGCCUGGUCCAGAACUCCCGUCGCCGAGACCACCUGGGCGUUGCUUAGAGACUGUUACCAUGGCACCAUGUGUGUGCGCCACGCCCCCCAACACAUCGCCAUAGCAACGCUGUACCUGGCACUACUCAGCUACGGGGUGGAGGUUCCUGUCGGAGAGAGAGAGUGGUGGCAGGUGCUGUGUGAAGACAUCACUAAGGAACACAUUGAUGCCAUCAUCUCUGACCUGCUACACCUCUACGACAUGGAGGCCAAAUGUACCUGAGGGAGGGGGUGUGUGUGUGUGUGUGUGUGUGUGUGUGUGUGUGUGUGUGUGUGUGUGUGUGUGUGUGUGUGUGUCUGUACUCUGAAGAACUGAGCUGUUUAUCAACAUUUCAUCUUUUUGAUAAUAGAUGUUAAUACAUAACUGGUUUAGUUAGGAGCUCACCAGGUUGUCUAAGGUUGUCCCUUUGACACUCUAUGAUGUUGCAUCGAAAUAAAACAGAAACCAUAAGAAGCUC
Messenger RNA from Oncorhynchus keta (chum salmon), 1261 nucleotides. RefSeq names its product cyclin Q (gene ccnq). Lineage: Eukaryota; Metazoa; Chordata; Actinopteri; Salmoniformes; Salmonidae. Gene Ontology annotation, cellular component: nucleus. Gene Ontology annotation, molecular function: cyclin-dependent protein serine/threonine kinase regulator activity. The record is from RefSeq and is a predicted model, not a curated record. Gene Ontology annotation, biological process: regulation of transcription by RNA polymerase II. The transcript has 5 exons. The coding region runs from base 391 to 1026 and encodes 211 amino acids.